Molecule: messenger RNA, 425 nt
Organism: Racocetra persica
Lineage: Eukaryota; Fungi; Glomeromycota; Glomeromycetes; Diversisporales; Gigasporaceae
Source: the annotation of a GenBank genome assembly
UUGAAUCAUUAAGACCUGAGCGUAAUACGAAAAAUCAUUUUGUAUGGGAUUUUCUCUAUACACUAAUACAUAAUGAUUCCGAAACUGUAUUUAUCAAAGCAUGUGACCAUUAUUGGAUCAAAAAUAUAGAUUUAAAUAUUCCAAUUACUCAACUUACUUUACCAUCGAAGUUUUAUAUUUGGAUUCUGACAAAAUUCAGCGUGAAUGCGAAAAUCACGAAACUUUGUUUUGAAGACAUAUUAAAAACACGAAUUAAUGUCGAUAAACAACUCCAGCAGACCCCCAACAUUAAAAUCCCAAUUGAAAUGAAUCCAAUCGUAUUCUAUGAACUUUGUGGUGCUUUAAGAACAUAUAAUGAAGCCAAAAACUUUUAUUUGCCAUUACAUUUGAAUAUAAUCUCUCAAUGCGAGGCCGCAGAAAUUCUG